AUGGCAAAGACAUUCACGAAGGACGACGUGGCGUCGCACAACAAGCCCGAUAAUCUUUGGAUCAUCGUUGACGAUGAUGUGUACGACUUGACCAAGUUCCAGGACGAGCACCCAGGUGGGAAGAAAAUCCUCACACGGGUCGCUGGAAAGGACGCCUCAAAACAAUUCUGGAAAUACCACAAUGAAGGAAUCUUGAAGAAGUACCAGUCCAAAUUGCAGGUUGGAUCGCUGAACACCAAGAAGGCGGUGGAAGCACCCGCUUCCGCGCCCAAGACGGAAGCCGCGAAGCCUCAAACAGCUGCAGUUGUUGAUGUCGCCGCCGCAAAGUCCGCGGAGCCUCAGGAGCCGUACGGCGACUUGAUCCCGUUCGCGGAUCCAUCCUGGUACCAGGGCUACCACUCUCCCUACUUCAACCAGACCCAUGCCGCUCUCCGCGAUGAAGCCCGGAAAUGGGUUGAGACCGAGAUCGAACCAUACGUGACCGAGUGGGAUGAAGCCAAGGAGGUUCCUGACCGUAUCUAUAAGCAGAUGGGUGAGCGUGGAUAUCUCGCAGGUCUGCUCGGAGUCAAGUACCCCGUCCAGCACACCCCGCACAGGGUUCAGUCCGUCGCACCCGAGAACUGGGAUCUCUUCCACGAAAUGCUCCUUACCGAUGAGCUCUCCCGUGCCGGCAGUGGUGGUCUUGUCUGGAACUUGAUUGGCGGCUUCGGAAUCGGUUGUCCUCCCUUGGUGAAAUAUGGCAAGAAGCCACUUGUGGAUCGUAUCCUUCCUGGCAUCCUGGCCGGCGACAAGCGCAUCUGUCUUGCCAUUACGGAGCCUGAUGCCGGCAGUGAUGUCGCCAACCUGACCUGCGAGGCCAAGCUGUCCGAGGAUGGCAAGCAUUACAUUGUCAACGGCGAGAAGAAGUGGAUCACCAACGGUGUCUGGUCUGACUACUUCACCACUGCUGUCCGUACCGGCGGGCCCGGCAUGAACGGCAUCAGUGUGCUGCUCAUCGAGAGAGAGGCUGGCGGUGUCCAGACAAGACGCAUGGAUUGCCAGGGUGUCUGGAGCAGCGGUACCACAUACGUGACCUUUGAGGAUGUCAAGGUUCCCGUGGAGAACCUCAUCGGCAAGGAGAACCAGGGUUUCAAGGUGAUCAUGACCAACUUCAACCACGAGCGAAUUGGUAUCAUCAUCCAAUGUCUCCGCUUCUCCCGCGUUUGCUACGAGGAAUCCAUGAAAUACGCCCACAAGCGCAAGACUUUCGGCCAGAAGCUUGUCAACCACCCCGUCAUCCGCAUGAAGCUUGCUCACAUGGCCCGACAAAUUGAAGCCAGCUACAACUGGCUCGAGAACAUCAUUUUCCAAUGCCAGUCGAUGGAAGAGACCGAGGCAAUGCUCAAGCUUGGAGGUGCCAUUGCCAGCUUGAAAGCCCAGUCGACCACUACUUUCGAAUACUGCGCUCGCGAGGCCAGUCAGAUCUUCGGUGGAUUGAGUUACAGCCGCGGUGGGCAAGGCGGCAAGGUCGAGAGACUGUACCGUGACGUCCGCGCGUAUGCCAUCCCCGGAGGAAGUGAGGAGAUUAUGCUAGAUCUCAGCAUGCGUCAGAGUCUUCGUGUUCAUCAAAUGUUUGGCAUGAAGCUAUAA
Messenger RNA from Aspergillus calidoustus, 1629 nucleotides. Lineage: Eukaryota; Fungi; Ascomycota; Eurotiomycetes; Eurotiales; Aspergillaceae. The record is from the annotation of a GenBank genome assembly.